GGCGUAGCGGCGCCGGGCGCCUAGUACGUCACUCUCAGUCGGUCUGGCAGGUCCGCGAGACAGUGCCAGCCACCCAGGGUCGCAGCUACCGCAGUCUUCGUGAUAGCACAGGUUUGCGUUUCGUAGUGCGUGAGCAGUCUACUGUCUACGAAACACUUCUUUGGACGAAUCACAGUUUGUGAGGUUACCAGUGUGUUUGAUCUGCAGCGCCACAUCGGUCGAGCGGAAAGGGAGGUUUCAGCAAAGCGCUGUAGUCGCAAACUCGCUUGUCGCAAGUGCCGCUAGGCGGCAGCACCGCAGCUAGUGACGCGGCUCGUCGCUCAGUGAUCAGCUGUGUUUGGCGGCAGAGAGUCGAGUAAGAGGUGGCGGUGUAGGUGCUCGCAGAAGAGUUGACAGAUUCAGCUCUUUAUUGUGAAGAUAUACUUGCGUCCUCUUUGAUACAAGAAUCCCGUUGACACAACGCACGGGAAUUUAAAGACUGCCAUUGUGAAACAAAGACCUGAGCAUAUGCUCUAUUAUCGGGAACAAUAACUUCUGGGGAACAGACAGUCUUCUGAAACGGUUCUAGAAAUGAGAGCAUAAAAAGCUGCAAGAAGCAUUCUGAAGUAGGACGACAAGAAAACGUUGUGAUGUACAGCAUGCAUGCAAUCGGAAAAUUCAUAAGCAACUUCAGGGACUUCUACAAUGAAAUCAACGCAGCAACGCUAACAGGUGCAAUUGACGUGGUCGUUGUUGAACAACCCGAUGGCAAUUUUACGUGUUCACCAUUUCAUGUUCGCUUCGGAAAACUGGGGGUUUUGCGUAGCAGGGAAAAAGUGGUGGACAUUGAAAUAAAUGGAGAACCGCAAGAUAUUCAUAUGAAAUUGGGAGAGAGCGGUGAGGCGUUUUUUGUUGAAGAAGUUCCAAGUGGUAAUGGAUCUGAUGAAUACAUACCACCACAUUUAGCCUGCUCUCCGAUACCUCAAGAUUUUUUCCCACCACAUUUUGCAAGUCGGGAGCUUCACGAGGAAGAGGCAGCAGCAGAAGCCGAUACCGACGUCCAUCACAGCAGUGACAGUAUACAUGAUGAAACUACGUUUGUAAUGGAUGAUGUAUCUAGUCACCCAGAUGAUGAUCAAAAAGACAACACAAGGUCUUUCGAAAGUGCCACGGGCAAAGAAGUUACUGAGUCUCAGUUACCUGAUAGUGCUUCACUAAUUCAGCCAAAGACUUUUUGUGCAGAAACUCUGAAUGAAAGUAGUGAUUCAGCCGAAAAGGUCCGUAAAAUUAGCAUUGUUCAAGGGGAGUUUAGGCCGAUUUCGGUGGAUGGAGAUUUUGAGCUAGAUGAAAGUAGACACACUGGCGCUCAGCAUGACAGUGUUGCUGUUGCCCCUCAGAGCUUAUCAGGAAGGAAGGAUUCUCAUAAAGAGAAUUCCGCACCAUCCGAGGACAGUUUGAAACCUGUCAAUUCAAACAAUAGGAGGAAGAAGCGUAGGAAGUCAUUGAAGAAAAAGGCUGGUCAGAAGAAGACUAAUGGAGGAGGUGGCUCAAGCAGUCAAACAGAUCAUUCCGAACUGUCAGAGGGCCGGGACGCGAAGGACCAAGACGAUGUCGCAGAGCAGUCGUGCCACGAUGAACAGGCUGAACCACCUGUCACAUGCAGCCACCUUGGAGGUGUUAUUGUGGACAGUGAUGUGACAACAGUGUACUGUUCAGAGUGUGACACGUGUCGUAAAAGCCAGUUAAAACCAACAAUUACGGUCAGCAGUCCAGAUCCGCAUACUUCUGUGUGUGAUGCACAGCCUGAUAGUGUACUUGUUGCAGCGGCCAGUAACUUGGCUGAGCUUUCAAGGAUACAGCAUGCUUCCACAGAGACUGACUUCCAUUUCUUCAGUGACACUGAAUUGACUCCAGGAUGCAGAAGAGAAAUUCCGAGCUGCCGAAUUACGUCUGCUCUUUCAGAAACAGCCUUCGAAGUUUUAACAUCAGUCCUGAGCCAUUUCCCACAGGACUCACGUCCCAGCUCCCCAGUGCAGUCAGAUACAGAGUACGAGGUCAACAGACAGUCAAAGGGUGUUAGUACGGAAGGAUGCCUCAGCCAAGAUGAACAUGGAGUAAUGCAGCAAUCAUGGCGAUGGGGAGAACUGCCUUCCCCACCAGCCAGAUCUCUGUCCACACAGAGCCCACGUGUGAUGACUAAGGAGAAGCCCGACCUGGAGCCGGUAUCUUCUAGUGAUGAGGAUGUCCAGAAACAGCAACAAGCAGCAGAGGCAGCGCAGAGGUCCAUGCUGAGUGGCAUGUUCAGUUUUAUGAAGAAGACAAAAAGGAUUCGCCACAACCCAGAGUCUGAAGGAAUCUACUUGUCUGAUCUCAAUAUGGAUGAACUGGACCCUGAGGUGGCUGCCCUGUAUUUUCCCACGUCUUACAGGCAGGGCCCCUCUACUGCUGCUCCUCAACAUCUUCAAGAAGAACCACAAGAGAGGCAGAGAGAAGAUGAUGCAGAGUCAGGAAAUGGAACGUCUCUACCUCAGUCUCCAAACAGUGUGGAAGGAGCAGUUUGUGGUCCAAAGUCUUUGGAUAGUGAUUUUGAUGAAUUGAAACACUCAGUUUUUGAAAAAAAAUCGUAUGGAGAAAUAUCCUUGUCACUUUGUGGUGGAUUAUCAGAUGGAAGAAAAGGACCAUCAGAGGAUGCGUUUCUACAGAAUAUUAUUGCAUAUGAUGAUAUCGUUAGAGAUCCAAAGAUUAUUGAGAGCCCAAAUUUAGUUGUGAGAUUCAAUGGAAAGUUCUACAACUGGAAGACAGCUUGCCCAAUAGUGAUGUCACUUGUAGUUUAUCAAAAACCCCUGCCUCAGGAAGUAAUUGAUACACUGUGUGCCGAGUACAUGACAAGUAAGAAAGAUUCAAAGCAGUCAACAUACUCUUCGUGGUUUUAUUGGAGACGCGCAAGCCAGUCACAGAAACGUGAUGAAGCUCCUUCCCAAGAACAGGAGUUAUCAUCUCCUGAAGCAGAGAGGUUGUCUGAUGUAAAGGAGGAUGCUUCAGUUACCAGUGGAGAAAUGCCAGAACAACUGAAAGAUACCUCCAGAUUGAAACAGAAGAGCUUGAGUGAAGAGGAGGAUAUGGCAAAAGAAACGGAAAAGCAAGAGCUACCAAAAUCAGAGACAAAAGAUAUUAAAACUGAUGAAAUAGAAUGUUCGCAAGAAGCAACCUUCCAAGAGUUGGAAACAAUGACAGCUGCUCAGAAAGAAUCAAAAGAGGAAGGGUACAGUGGUUCAAACUCUUCAGAUGAGUCAGAUGGUGGCCAAACAAAACAGCAAAUCGUGAAGAAACCUCUUGAGAAGAGAUCCUAUUAUGAUCAUCCAGAAAAGUACAGGAAAACUUUGCGUCUUUCUUCUGAUCAGAUAGCUAAGCUAAAUCUCCAGGAAGGUGCUAAUGAGGUUGUCUUCAGUGUUACCACAGCAUACCAAGGAACAACUAGGUGCAAAUGCCACAUAUACCGUUGGCGUUAUGAUGAUAAGAUUGUUAUCUCUGACAUUGAUGGGACAAUUACCAAGUCUGACGUUCUUGGGCAUAUCUUACCCAUUGUUGGGAAGGACUGGGCACAGAGUGGAGUAGCACAACUUUUCACAAAAAUAAAAAAUAAUGGCUAUAAGCUGUUAUAUCUCUCAGCACGGGCCAUUGGUCAGGCACGUGUAACAAGAGAAUACCUUAAGUCUAUAAAACAAGGGAAUCUCUCGCUGCCUGAGGGCCCACUGUUGCUCAACCCCACCAGUUUGAUCAGUGCAUUCCACAGAGAGGUAAUAGAAAAGAAGCCUGAGGAAUUCAAGAUCUCAUGCCUCCGUGAUAUUCAAGCAUUGUUUCCAGAAAACAGCAAGCCAUUCUAUGCUGGAUAUGGCAAUAGAAUUAAUGAUGUAUGGGCGUAUCGUGCUGUGGGCAUUCCAAUUUUCAGAAUAUUCACCAUUAAUCACAGGGGGGAACUGAAACAUGAAUUGACGCAGACAUUCCAAUCUUCGUAUUCUAACAUGAGCUACAUUGUGGAUCAGAUGUUUCCACCUCCUCCAGAAGAUACAGCUGAAGAUUUCUCCAAUUUUGUUUAUUGGCGAGAUCCCAUUGCUGAGAUAGAACUGGAUCCAUCACUUGUGUCAGGCCAUUCUGCAAUAUCAGCUAAUGAGGCAGGACACAAGAAAGCAGCUGGCACAGCUUAGUUAUUAUUUAUUCAUAUAAGUACCCUCAUUUAGAUUCUCUGCCACAUUGUUCACUUGUUACACAAGUCCUGAAUUAAAAAAAAAAUUGCUUUAAAAGAGUGGUAAAUGUGUUUGUUGGUAGCAGAUGAGCCAUUUUAUGAAAUUAAAUACCAGGCUUUGUUUUGUGUGUGUGUGUGUGUGUGUGUGUGUGUGUGUGUGUGUGUGUGUGUGUAGAAAUGUGGUUGACCAGAGAAAGCAGCUUGCAUUGAGUAAUUUUUAAGUGCAAACAAUUUUUUGACAGUAUUUCAGCACUCUUAGGUGCAAAACUAAACUGGAUCGUAAUAUUCUGUCCUUUGUACUUGAUUUUAGGUGCUAAAAUAUACAUUGUGAUUGAUUCUCCAGAACAAUAGGAGUUCGUUUGCAAAUUUACUAAAAAGCCAUUAGUUAUUUUUUUCUUUGUGCCCUUAUUGUGACAAAAAAAAAAAGAAAAAAGGUGAAACACAAGGUUCCAUGAAAUGCCUUAGACUGUUUCUGUUGUAUUUGAUGAUGAAUUAGUUUUUUUUUUUCAAAUUUGGCAAAGGAGCUUGCACCUAAGUGUAACACCCAUUGUUAUGAGAGGCUACAGCACAUUAUAUCAGUUUAAAUAACUUGACCCAAACUGAUAUGGUUUUCUACUGAUGUUUUCGUAGAAAGGUUAGGUAGCUAUAUGUUGUGAGUCAUGCUUCUUUUUUUCCCUAUUCUCGAGGAGAAUUUUGUGAUAUAUGAUUAAGUUCAGAAUGAUUCCUAUUGACCUUAUAGUAAUUUUUGUACAUAGUACCUUAUCAAUAUUUUUUUAGGUCAUAAAUUUUGAGUUUUUUCUGAAACAUGUUUGAUCUCUCUUAACUCCAUUCCAGAUUAUAUAGGUCUGGUGUCAAGUAUCUGUUGCAUAAAAAAUGAGUUUGUAACUUCGUUUAAAUGUAGAAAUAGAAAGUUUAUAUAUGUUGCACUGUUCGUAUGACUGUUCAUUGACAGUGUAUUUAUUUACACUUCUUGAGCACUAAUACAAAGACUGAGUAAUGUACAAACUAGCGCUUCACCAGACCUCUUUUGUUAGCGCAAGUAAUUUAAAUUUAGUCAACACACCAUAUAGUACAAUAUUUUGUAUUUGUUUUAUUGUGUUUUCCUUCGUUGUAUGAAGGUUUGUGCUAUUUGUACCAUUUAUGUAACACUCCUUGUGUACUGAAUUACAAUACCUGUGUCUUUCCUGACAGCAUCUAUUAGUUCAGCUUUAGUGAAUGUAAUUUGUUUUUCUUUUUUCUGUUUCAAAUGCCAUGACAUUUUGUUAAGUCCAGAGCACAAUACACCAAAUAAAGUUUCAAUAAAAGAUUUGUGAUGAUAUAAAACAAUUUUCAAUUAUAUUUCAGUACUGGAUGUUAUUUUGCCAGUGUCAUACAAACAAGUGAAUGACUCAGUCAAGUGCAGAAAUAAAUUACAUACUGUAAA
Molecule: messenger RNA, 5645 nt
Organism: Schistocerca americana (American grasshopper)
Lineage: Eukaryota; Metazoa; Arthropoda; Insecta; Orthoptera; Acrididae
Gene: Lpin
Product: phosphatidate phosphatase LPIN2
Exons: 21
Coding region: 630-4184 (1184 amino acids)
Biological process (GO): fatty acid catabolic process; cellular response to insulin stimulus; positive regulation of transcription by RNA polymerase II
Cellular component (GO): nucleus
Molecular function (GO): phosphatidate phosphatase activity; transcription coactivator activity
Source: RefSeq, a predicted model, not a curated record